GUGCAGGUCUUGUGAUGCUGUGCAAGUAUCUCUGUCUGGUUGUUGCGGGGAACGGGCACUACAGGAGCUCUGUAAGUGAUUGAUUAAAGUUGGGAAGAUUUGUCUUGCUUCGACUCAACUAUGGAAUGGGAUCUGAGGCGCAGCCAGUCACUGAGGAGUCUCUCCUCACAAUCUGACAAGGCGAGCUGGACAGGCGCAGGACUUCAGGACAGGUCCAUAUCUGUGUCCCAGUUAGUGGCCAGGUAUCAAACUACUGUCAAAAAAAGCACAUUGAGUCAAGCUACAUCAGAGAACAAUGUUGAAGGAAAGACAAAGAAAGCACUGAAUGAGAUGACGCCGUCUCAAGUGCGAGACAGGGAGAGCCAUCUGGAGUCUCUGCUAAAGAGAAACGAAGAGCGAGAACGAGCUCGCUCCAAAGCCCCGCUGACCCGCAGCAGAUCGGUGGGCUGCGUCCAAAACAGCGGCGGCUCCAUAGAGGCCCUGAAGGCUCUCUUUGAGUCCAAGGCUACGGCGCCACUGAAACCGAAGAGCGGUUAUGGAUCUGGGAAUGUAGCGUUAAGUUGCACGGCGAACACCCCAGUGCUGAAUGCAGAGGCUGAGGAUGUGCAGAGUGCUGCAGAGGAGCAGAUAAAACCUGCUGAAACUAAAGCUAAAAGGGAGCCAAAAGACGAUUAUCUGACUCAAAAGGUGGUGAAUCUGACCCAGACAGAGAGUAGAAAAACGAUAGCUGGCAUUGAUUUCGAAAGGCUUGCAGCAUUGGAAGCUGAUGAAAAGAGGAGGUCCAGCUGGAGACUUCAGAGACACGAGGCUGAUGCAGAAGUCUGCCAGUGCCUGGCUGUUCGCAUGGCAACCACCAGGUCUCUGCUGUGGAUCUGCGGAGGGAAGGAGAUGCUGCACCUCUCCUUGCUCAUCCUCGUAGCUUUGUCUUAG
Molecule: messenger RNA, 930 nt
Organism: Fundulus heteroclitus (mummichog)
Lineage: Eukaryota; Metazoa; Chordata; Actinopteri; Cyprinodontiformes; Fundulidae
Exons: 8
Coding region: 121-930 (269 amino acids)
Source: RefSeq, a predicted model, not a curated record